CCAGCUGCCCCACCGUGAAACUGUAAGGUGUUUCCCACAAGCCGAGUCUCUCAGCGGAAACCCUGGCCAGAGAAGAUUUGAGGAUGGACCUCACUAGCCGUCGGUAGAUUGGACACAAAGCAGAGAUGGCAUCGUGCCAUGUGACGGACGAGGGAAAAUUCCCAGCAAAGAGAUGGAGGAGGAGCAGCCCCCCCGGAUCCACGUGGCUACCGCUCCACUUGCGGCCCAGCCCGCUCCAGCGGGACAGAGCAAUCCUCACGGUUUUAGCAGCCCGACGGAGGAAACGUUCCCGCAACCGCUUUUUUCUCUCUCACCCCUCCACCGGAGAUGUAAGCCUGGUCACGUCGGGAGAGAAGCAGUGAUGUACCGGGUGGGCCAUCCCAGUUCAGUCCUGUAACAACGGCAUCAAGCUUUAAUGAGUAUCCCCUUGCCCUGGUGGUGCGGGAUCAGAUAAAAAAGAAUUCUGCGUUCGCUCUUCCCACACCAUUGCUGCUCGGAAGGAAUGCUGAAAAACUCCAGAACCAUGGAACCAAGUCAAGAGACGAUAAGUAUUUUGACGUUCCCCCAGUAACAUGCGGAGGCUCCGUCCUCUGAACGGUCGGGCCUGAGGCUCCAGGGUCUCCUCCGCUUUGGAGCUGAAGCGUUUUGUGGCAGGAAAUGGUCCCCCCCCUUCCCAUAUCCUCUCUACCCUGGCUUAUUUUGCUUAUUUGUGUGAUUAAGGCCGUCCCAGACCUGCAGACUCCCCAAGGGUAAACAUUGCCUAACAGUUCUCUCCCUUCCUGUAAUAUUUGACAUUGACCACAUGUCCCCCCGGCCAUCCCAUGUUGCAGACAUUCUUUCUUUUGUCAUUGAAACAGAGUGUAUCUCCUCUUCUCCUCCUCGUCCUCCUCCUCUUCUUCUUCUUCCUCGUCCACAUGAACCACCCGGGGCUGAGUGAUUUAACAGCCCUAAGACCACACCAGUUGGACAGUGUGAGCUUCCAUCCCCUCGUGAUGACCAGCACAUGGGCGAUCCUUUCCACCGCUCUCUUCUUUUUGGGCUCCUGCCGACAUCUUUCAGACUUCCGAGAGAAGUUUAUGAUGGCCUUGGACCCAGAAGAUGUUCUCAUGUAUUUUGGUUCCAUUUCUAUCUGGGAAGUGCCGGAGUUCGACUUGGUUCAACUCAGCUGCCUCUGCGAAGAUGAGCGUUGGGCAGGGCUGCCCUGCAAGGCCCAGCGCUGCUCCUUCCGGGCCCUGGGAGGGCUCUACGCCCUCCGCUUCCCAGAAGAGCUCGCCCUCCUGGGCCCCUCCUUCGUCAGCGAGCGGGCGGUGAACGGCACCCUGAGCCUGCUGAAGCGCUUCCCGGACAACUGCUUCGCCGGCGGGAGAGUUCUGCUGCCCCGCCGGGCCGACGCCAAGGUCACUCUCUGCUCGGGCCAGCUGCUAGGGGACAUCCUGGUAGAUGGGGAGCAGCUUCACAUCCAGCCGGUGAGGACGCAGCACUGGAGCCCGCGGCCAGACGGCCACCAGGGCCACCCCCACCUCGUCCAUCGAAUGGGGAGAAGAACCCGGGCCCCGGAAGCCUUUCAGGCCCGGCCCCGGAUCUGGAAACGGGCCACGGGGAGCGUCGGACACCUGGAACUGAUGAUCGUCGUCGGGCCCGACGUCUACCGGCUCCACGGGGAGGACACAGAGCGGUACAUCCUCACCAACCUCAACAUCGGCGCAGAACUGCUGAGGGACGUUUCUCUGGGAGCCCAGUUGCGAGUUCACCUGAUCAAGAUGAUCGUGCUUACAGAGCCCGAGGCCAAUCUGAAUAUCAGCACAAACAUCUCCUCGUCGCUGCUGAGCGUAUGCGAGUGGAGCCGGAAGGUCAACCCCCCGGAUGACACGGACCCCCAGCAUGCCGAUCUCGUCCUGUACAUCACCAGGUUCGACCUGGAGCUGCCCGAUGGGAACAAGCAGGUUAGAGGGGUCACUCGGUUCGGAGAGGCCUGCUCUUCCGCCUGGAACUGCUUGAUCACCGAGGACACGGGCUUUGACCUUGGGGUCACCAUCGCCCAUGAGAUUGGACACAGCUUUGGAAUCCAUCACGACGGGACCGAGAACAGCCCCUGCAGCGGGAGCAACAGCAUCAUGGCUUCGGAGGGCAACCCCAACAGCAUCGACCUCACCUGGUCCGAGUGCAGCCGGGAGCAGUUCCUGAACUUCGUUAGCACAGGGCAGGCAAGCUGUGUGGAUGACCUGCCGGAGCAGGAUGGCAGCAUCCCCGGGGGCCAGCCCGGCCUCUACUACGGAGCCGACGAACAGUGCAGAAUUGCCUUCGGGAGCUCAGCCGUGGCCUGCACCUUUGCCAGGAGCGACACUGACACGUGCAAGGUCCUCUCCUGCCAUACGAAUUCCCUGGACCAGACCAGCUGUAGCCGUCUUUUCAUCCCUCUCCUGGACGGAACCGAAUGUGGGGUCGAUAAGUGGUGUUCCAGGGGCCGGUGUCGCUCUCUGGAAGAGUUGGACCCCGUGUCCGUGGUGCAUGGGGAAUGGUCCGGCUGGGAUGCCCCCAGCUCCUGUUCCCGCAGCUGUGGCGGAGGAGUGGUGAUCAGGAGGCGGCAGUGCAACAACCCCAGACCGGCCUUCGGGGGACGGGGCUGCGAGGGGGCCGACCUCCAGGCGGAAAUGUGCAACACCCAGGCCUGUUCGAAGAGCCAGCUGGAUUUCAUGUCUGAGCAGUGUACUGCAACGGAUCUAAAGCCGCUGCACAUCCCCCCGGGGCUCCCGUCUUUCUACAAGUGGACUUCAGCUGCCCAGUACAGCCAAGGGGAUGGCCUGUGCAAACACAUGUGCCGGGCGGCCGGGGAGAACUUCAUAGUGAGCCGUGGAGACAGUUUCCAGGACGGAACGCGGUGCGAACCGAGUGGUACCCAGGAGGAGGGGACCUUGAGUCUCUGCGUGAUGGGGAGCUGCAGGGUGUUUGGAUGCGACGGCAGAAUGGACUCCCGGCAGGUGAUGGACGUCUGCCAGGUCUGUGGGGGAGAUAACAGUACGUGCAGCAGAGUGAGCGGCUCUUACACCGAGGGAAGAGCCGGAGAGUAUGUCACGUUCCUGACCAUCCCUCCCAAUCUCACCGCCGUGCACGUCGUCAACCGGAAGCCUCUCUUCACGCAUUUGGCCGUGAAGGUGAGAGGGCGGUACGUGGUGGCCGGAAAGACGCGUAUCUCGUUGAACGUUACCUACCCCUCGCUUCUGGAAGACAGCCAGAUCGCGUACAAGCUGUUCCUCACCGAGGACAAGCUGCCCCGCCUGGAGGAAAUUCACAUCGUGGGACCCACUUGGGAAGUCGUCGAGAUCCAGGUUUACAGGAAGUAUGGGAGAGAGUACGGAAACAUCACCAGUCCAGACAUCACCUUCAGCUACUUCCAGCCGACGGCGAGGCCGGCGUGGGCGUGGGCCGCGGUGGCCGGGGUCUGCUCGGUGAGCUGUGGGGAAGGGGUCCGGCGGGUGAGUUACCGCUGCUUCGACCGGACCGGCCGGGAGCCGACCGACGCGGCCCGCUGCGGAGGGACGCCUCGGCCUCCGCCCUGGCAGGAGCCCUGUGCCCCAGGGGUCUGCCCGCCGAGCUGGGCAGCGGGAGACUUUGGCCCCUGCAGUGUCCCCUGCGGCGGCGACGGCGUGAGGGAGCGGGAGGUGCGCUGCUUGCACAAGAAGGGCAGCCUGGUGCUGGCACUUCCCGACGCCAUGUGCAGAGCGUCUCCCCGGCCUGCAGCCACCGAGCCCUGCCAGGCCGGACCCUGCCCCGCCAGGUGGAAGGUGUCCGCGUGGAGCCGGUGUUCUUCAGCCUGCGGCGCGGGAGUGUCCCAGAGGAACGUGACCUGCGUACAUGUCCGGGCUGGCCUGGAAAUCCCCGUGGGGGACGGUCCGUGCUCCGGGGAAGAGAAGCCCCCGCACCUGAUGCCGUGCUUGUUGGCCAACUGUCCCCUGGCUUGGGGCGCGCCGAAAACGGAGUCCUCGGGGGAGGAGGCAGUCACAUCCCCGCGUGCCGACCGGAAGAAUCGCACGGAAGGCGUCUGGAGCCCCGUGGGCGGGCCGUGCUCGGUCUCCUGUGGCCAAGGUCUGAUGGAGCUGCAUUACGUGUGUGUGGAUUUUGCCACCCGGGAAGAGGUCCAGGAAGCGCAGUGUGAGGCAGUGAGAAAGCCGGGGCGCCGCCAGGAGAUCUGCCGCGCUGCUCCGUGCCCCCCAAGUUGGAGGCCCAAGUUGGACUCGUGCAGUGUGAGCUGCGGUGGUGGGAUCAUGCGGAGGAUCCUGUACUGUGCCAGGGGCAGUGGGGAAGAAGAGGAGGUGGUGGCUGAUGCCCAGUGCCAGGGCCUGCCUCGCCCGGUGGAGCGGGAACCGUGCAACCCGGAGCCGUGCCCUCCCAGGUGGACGGUGACGGCCACGGGCCCGUGCUCCUCCAGCUGUGGCCCGGGAGCAGCCAACGGCACGGUGAGGUGCGUGCGGCUGCGUCACGGCCGGGAGUCGGCGGAGGAGGACGCGGCGUGCGCGGGGGCGGCCAGGCCUCCGGCUAGCGUCCCCUGCAACCUUGCCCCCUGCACGUACCGGUGGCAUUUCAGCAACUGGACACAGUGCUCUGUCUCCUGUGGGAACGGCAUCCAGCUCCGCCACGACUACUGCGUCAAGCCGCCCACCCUCCAGCCGGUGCCCGCGGUCUUGUGCCGGCACGUCCCCAAGCCCCUGACAGUGAGGAGGUGCUCCCCCGGGCCCUGCCCCCGGGAGACGGGGCCCGGCCCGGUGCCGCACCAAGGCGCACCAAGACGCGCCAAGACGGACCGAGCCCCGGAUCUCCUGCGCCCUCCUGCCCCCUCGGCCCCCGCGCCUCUGGAGCCCCUGGGACGGAGGGACCUCGAGGAGUCCAGGGCCUGUGGCAAGCACCACCUCGGAGCCACGGGGACCAUCAACAUGACGGGGCCGCGGGCGACGGCCGACUGCACGGUGGCCAUCGGCCGCCCUUUGGGCGAGGUGGUGAUCCUCCACGUCCUGGAGAGUUCCCUCAACUGCAGCGCCGGGGAAAUGCUCCUGAUGGUCGGGCGGCUCACGUGGAGGAAAGCCUGCCGGCAGCUGACCGGGAUGACCUUCGGCUCCAGGACCAACACGCUGACGGUGAGGCAGAGGCGCGUACUGGCCGGGAGCGGGGUCGUUCUGCGGUACUGGAGCCAAGCAGCCACGGACGGAUACUACCGAGAGUGUGACGUGCAGCUGUUCGGUCCCAAGGGGGAUAUUAGCAGUCCCCCGCUGCGCCCGGGCCUGGAAAACCAAGGGAGAUGUCGGAUCUUCAUCAACGUGGCUCCUCAGGCUCGGAUAGCCAUCCAUGCUCUGGCCAUUGACCGGGCGGCAGGAGCCAAUCAGACUCAGGCCAGCUACAUUUCGAUCCGCGACACGCUGCUCAUGAAGACGACGACGUUCUACGGGCCGCGGCUCUUCUACUGGGAAUCGGUGGGCAGCCAGGCCGAGAUCGAAUUCAGCGAGGGCUUCCGAGAUGACCACACCGGCUUCCGGGGCCAAUACUGGACCCUUAAGGCCAGAUAAUAGGACAGGAAGAUGGGCGGGAGGGGGGGCGCCGGGAAGACGAAGGUGGCAUUCCCGAAGCCAGGGCCUGCCUCUUGUCCCUGCCAGGCCCGCCCCGCCCUUGGGCCCCAGUUUUCCUUUCUGCCCAGGGGCCGUGAAAGCAUCUCAAAUGUCUGCGAGGCCGCUCGGCCAGAAGGUAUUUUGAGACGGGCACCGUUCUGUCUCGUAGACCUUCAUCUUUCACCUCCCAUCCAACCUUGGUACCGAGUCCCGGCGUAGCCGCCGUGCCCCUUGUAUUUUUGCAAAGACCCCAGGGGGAAAAACGUGCCUCCGGAGCUGGGGAUGAUCCAGAAUCAGCCCUCCCUGCCUUGGGAAGCCUCUGAUUCCGCCAGGGAAUGCUCUCCUGAUAGCCCAGCGGCCUUUACGGGUCACGGAGUCCCUUCUCCUCCCCUCCCAGAGUGGGUGGCAGGAGAGUGGUCGGGAGAACAGGAGGCAGGGGACGCAGACGGACGUCAAUAAAGGGCAAAGCAGUCUCGGCCUCAUUUUCACGA
Messenger RNA from Tachyglossus aculeatus (Australian echidna), 6085 nucleotides. RefSeq names its product ADAM metallopeptidase with thrombospondin type 1 motif 13 (gene ADAMTS13). Gene Ontology annotation, molecular function: metalloendopeptidase activity. Gene Ontology annotation, cellular component: extracellular matrix. Bases 822 to 5555 code for a protein of 1577 amino acids. The transcript is spliced from 33 exons. NCBI's taxonomy places the organism in Eukaryota, Metazoa, Chordata, Mammalia, Monotremata, Tachyglossidae. Gene Ontology annotation, biological process: proteolysis; extracellular matrix organization. The record is from RefSeq and is a predicted model, not a curated record.